This is a messenger RNA of Halichondria panicea, 4421 nucleotides long. RefSeq lists its product as uncharacterized. The transcript is spliced from 16 exons. NCBI's taxonomy places the organism in Eukaryota, Metazoa, Porifera, Demospongiae, Suberitida, Halichondriidae. Bases 53 to 4282 code for a protein of 1409 amino acids. The record is from RefSeq and is a predicted model, not a curated record. Gene Ontology annotation, molecular function: protein binding.
GUUAUGUUUACUGCACUGAGAAAUAAGGGGCAAGUGUUUGAAUAAAGCUUCGAUGGCUACUGGAGAAGACUCAGGGUUAGUGCCGUGGAUUCGCAAGAAACUCGGUUUCAAGACCCCAGCAGAGAGGAGAACGAGGCUGGACACUGUGCCAGAUACACCCAGGAGACUGGACACUGUGCCAGAUACACCCACUGUUCAGGAGCAGCUGGCCAGGGAUCUGUGGGAGGCUGUAUCCAAUGAGGAUGUCAGCAAAGUGAGGUCCGUUUUGAAACAGGGGGCCAACCCCAAUCACCAGCUCUACUGGAAUGAGGAGUGGUGUGAUGUGUUUAAGAAGAAUAGACGCCCUCCAGUACACCAUGCAUGCUGGAGGGGCUACCUGGAGAUCACUAGAGCACUCGUUAGUGGUGGAGCUGAUAUAGAGAAAGGUAGUGGAGGAUUGGGCGUGACUGCAUUUCACUAUGCGUGUUGGGGAGGAGAUAUGGAGACUGUGGUGUAUCUCUCACAAGAGAUGAAAUGCCGUAUUGAUGCGAGGGACAAGGAGGACCAAACACCACUAUACUGGGCUUGUUGGAGAGGACAUAUACAAGUUGUAAAAUACCUUGUGGAGGUACUCAAGGUUGAUGUUGAUGUGACUAAUGAUAAUGGCGAGACUCCUCUUGACUGGGCAGUACGGUAUAGGUCCACUGAAGUUAUUGAUUAUCUCAAAUCUCAUCAACCCUCCACUCCUGAACCAGAUACUCUAAAUGGUUCCGAACAACUUCUUUCUAAUUCAAUUGUUGACAAGACCUCAUCAAUGACCUCUGACCCUCUCUCUGGUCAACAGACACCCAGUGCUGGCAAUAAACAACCAGAAACAACUGAUACUCCAAAUGGUUCCAAACAUAUUUCCACUUCAAAGGAAGGCCCUAACCCAAUCAAUAUUCAAAACCGAACCUACUUGAAAAAACUGGAUGAGCUGAUGGCCGACACAAGUGGCACUAUAGAGCUACAUUAUCUCAAGACGCACUUCAUUGGUCCCUCGGGUCUUGGAAAAACGACCACUCGACAGCGGCUUGUUGGAUCCAUUACUAACCUGUCUUUGCUGCCCGAAGAUCAAAGGAAACGCUGCAGUACAUUACUAGCCGAGUGUGAACAAGUAUUGGCCUUUGUUGACAAAUCUGGAACAAAGCUUGAAUUCAAAGCAUCUUCAAGCCUAGAGGAAGAAACACAAUUUAUCUUCUCUUACCUUAUGUCCUGUGAACCUAUUGAAGACAGCACUGUCAGUCCACCUAAGGAACAGCCCACAAAAGAAACCACUGACCCAAAGAAGCAAACUCAACUCAAGAUCGAUGAAGCUGCUACUGCACCCAAAGAAACGGUAUCACCAACACCUGGGCAAACACCAGAACCACCGAAAAAGGUCGGGAAAGUGACCACUGUAGAUGUUGAAAAGGUUGUGUCGAGACUUCGGAGUAUUGUGGGUUCAGGAGAGUACACUAAAGAGCUGCUGAACAAAGUCCUACUCAAUCUGGUCGAUAUAGGUGGGCAGCCUGGAUUUGUGGAGAUGUUUCCUUUUCUAAGCAAAGGCGCAGGGAUUUUUCUGGUAUUCUUUCGACUGGACAAAGACCUCGAUGACAUGUGUCAAGUCUCCUACGAACGAGGAAAGGACAAGAUCACACCGUACGAUUCAACUUACACAAACAGAGAAACACUCUCUCAAAUCCUCUCAGGUAUCAACCAUCAUACUAAGAUUGACUCGGAUAUUGACAGAGAGCAGUGUAGUAAACUGGGCAACCUAGGCUCUACUAAGCCUGUUGCUACCCUCAUAGGUACUUUCAAGGAUGAACUGGCAAUGCAAAUCAAAGUCGAUCUUCUGUACGAGAAAUAUAGUGCCUCCACAAAAGCUGUCUGCAAGAGCGAUAGUACCACUGCCAGCAAGAGCCUAGAAGAACACGAACAAAAGAAAGCAAUUCGGGAUAUUUUGACUCAAAAGAAGAGUGAUAAGCAAGCUAACGUCAGUGCAGAAGACACGGCUGCCAUUGAGCAAACAAUCAGCCAAAACCUCAACUCAGACCCUUUCAAUAAAUGUGUCCAAGACCGGUUAGAGCAAAAGUUGACGGAGAAAAACGAAGCUGUGAGCACGAUUACCAGCAAGUUUGAGGAUUUACUUUCUAACCCAAAGGACAAGAAGUUCAUAGCAGUGGACAACUACGAAGGCACUGAUUCUGAUAUGGAACCUCUUCGUGAACAUCUUCAUGGCUUAUUCAGUAGCUAUUUCAAAGAUGCCAAGCUUCGCAUUCGCCCACAACAGCUUUUGUUUGGAGUUGUACUGAGAAAAGAGUAUGACAUUGUGUCUAUGGAAGAAUGUAUUCGUAUCGGUACCGAGGGGUUAAAGAUGAGAGAGGAGGAGGUUCGAUUCACCGUUUGGUACCUGGAUCGGUACGUUGGAGCUUUAAUCUAUCAUCCAGAGAUCAAGGACAAAUGGUUUGGGAACUUUGUCAUUUGCAACCCCCAAGUGGUAUUCAACAGCCUCAGUGUUCUCGUUGUCAAUCCGCUGCUGGAGCUCCAUUCUAAAGAGAGCAGUAUUCACUUCAAGGAAGCUGAGAGAAAGAAUUGGAUACUAAAGGGGCAAUUCUCACUGAAAACAAUCACUCGAUGCCAUUCGGAAGAAAACCAGGGUGUGAAGAAAGACCAGUUGAUUCCUGUUGAGAAGCUGCUCAUACUGCUCGAGCAUUCCCAUCUUUUGGCCAAAAUCACAGCAGUGGUGAAGGAAGCCCAUACCACAGAAAAAAUCGAAACGACGUAUUUCAUCCCUGCUAUUCUCAAGUGUGCAUCUCCCGAGGAACUAACGAAACCACCCCCCACUGGCAUUGAUACACCCUCUCCAAUCAAGAUCACAUUUGACCCCCAAUACGUUCCCACUGGAAUAUUCUGUGCCAUGAUCAGUGAUUUGGUCUCAAGGGGGAGUAAAGGCAAAGGCAUUCUGGGCAUGACUUGGAAACUUGCCACUGAUUCUCCAGUAAAGAGAAACCUUGUCUCCUUUCACAUUGAUGAAUCUGCCAAGCAUUUUGUUACCCUUAUUUCUCACGUUGAUAGCUACGAAAUACGAAUUAUUCGAAAAUACAAGGACCAUACGAUGCACGAGCUCUGUUCCUACGUCCUCUCAACCCUCCUGUUGGUGAUGAAGGAUAUUAGUCCACUACUCACUCCGAUUAUUGCCUUCGACUGCUAUUGUGGCAAACAUGAAGAUAGUUCCAAGCUUUGCCUCCUCACAACAGGAGUUGAUCCCUGCUUUAACUGCACACACAAAGUUUCUCUCAGCCCUCACCAAGAAUGUUGGUUUGCAAAGGAAGUCAGCCUGGGACAUGAUGUUACUCUCCUUGCUCUGCCAUUUGCUGAGGACCUAGAUCCAAGCCUCACUUUCAAGUGGAGGAAGAGAUGUCCGAAAAUUUGCGGGACUGGAAAUGAAUUGGAAUUCAAAGCCUCGUCAAAUGGUCACUUCAAGGGCUUUAUCAGUUGUGAGAUCUCCAAGAACCAGAAGCCUUUCUUCACCGUGUACCACUGCCUGAGAAACAGUAUCGGUAAUGCAGUGACUCCACUAGCCACUCCACACACAACCACUCAGUCAGUUCAACAAUAUGAGUUGACAGCGACUACAGCUCAGUUGAGUCAAGAGUGCUCGGAUGAAGCUCUUCUCCAGUUGUCUACCGAGAUUGCUGGCUAUGACAAAUACAAGCUCAGGCUGGGCCUCAGUGAUGCUGAGAUUGAGAAUAUCGAUCAGACCAUUGAUAAUAUCCCAGGGAGAUUUCACGCUGCUCUAAAGAAGUGGAAGAGUAAAAGCAUCAUUUUCGAUAAUCCAUUGAAUUCAACAGCUACUUACGGUCGAUUAGUGGAAAUUGCCUCAGAGAUUGAGGACGGAGAGGCAGUUCGCAGCAUUCACAAGGCCUGUGUCAAGGAUACAUUUCAGCCACAUCAGACGAUAGUGACAGCGACUGCAGCUCAGUUGAGUCAAGAGUGCUCGGAUAAAGCUCUUCUCCAGUUGUCUACCGAGAUUGCUGGCUAUGACAGAUACAAGCACAGGCUGGGCCUCAGUGAUGCUGAGAUUGGUGCUAUUGAUCUGACAAUUGUUGGUAUUCCAGGGAAAUUCCUCGCUGCUCUAAAGAAGUGGAAGAGUAAAAAUAUUCUCCAAUUCAAUCCAUUGAAUUCAACAGCUACUUACGGUCGAUUAGUGGAAAUUGCUACAAAGAUUGAGGACGGAGAGGCAGUUCGCAGCAUUCACAAGGCCUGUGUGGAGCAUACAUGACUGGAGGUCAUGGAUCAGUCAACACCAUCAGACACUACCAACACUAUAGAACCAUAAGCACAUUUGCACAUUAUUUUGUUUUGUUUGACGCUUAUUGUGGUAAUGAAUAAAGUGGCAUGAGUUUUUUUUACUGACAAUG